This is a messenger RNA of Penicilliopsis zonata CBS 506.65, 1071 nucleotides long. RefSeq lists its product as hypothetical. Lineage: Eukaryota; Fungi; Ascomycota; Eurotiomycetes; Eurotiales; Aspergillaceae. The coding region runs from base 1 to 1071 and encodes 356 amino acids. The record is from RefSeq and is a predicted model, not a curated record. The transcript is spliced from 3 exons.
AUGGGGUUCUUCAAACACUUUGCGAAGACUCAUCGCCAUUGGCGUCUAUACCUGAUCCUCAUAGCGAUCGAGCUGCCGUUGACAAUCGUCCUCUUAACGCUCACGGGUAUUGCAUCGCAUGGUCUAUAUCGGACCAAGCUCUGGCAGGCCGGUUAUGAUCUGGGUUUCAACAGUUCUCCGGACGAGGUCAUCUACGCCUUGGCCAACUACCGAUCCUAUACCAUUCCAGUCGUCUGGAGCUCAUUUCUCACAAACUUUAACCUCGUCAUCGGUGUAUUAAGCACCUUUCUGCUCAUUGUCAAGUUCCCAGUACACGUCAUGCGCCUCUUAUACCCGCCGAUCGCGGUGGCUAUUCAGGGUUCAUUGGUUGCUCUCUACAUCGUUUCAGCCCGGUACCAGGCCGGAAGCGAUAUGACCGAUUCAAGUCACCCUCAGCCGGGCCCCCCGUGGUAUAUAACCAAGAAUUGCAACGUGGCGAAGGAUGUCGCGAUAAAUUCGAUUGUCGGAUACUGCGAACAGGCCAAAUCACUAUUUGCAGUAACCAUCAUACUCCUCACAUUGUAUUUCGUUGAGUUCUGCGUGUGCGUGCACUCAUGCUUCCUGACCAAGGAGGAGAAGGAGUCACGCCGCGAGCAGCGGGAAGAAAAGCGCAUGGAAAAAGAAUUCGAGGAGAUGAUCUUGAAGUCUCCUGGCAUGAUCCCCAUGACUCCCGCACCACGGACCGGCACAUUUCCUUCCAUGAUGACGCCUCGCACCGGCAAUUUCCCUCCCAUGAUGACGCCUGGCACAGGCAACUUCCCUCCCAUGAUGACGCCUCGCACAGGCACUUUUCCUCCCAUGGUGACGCCUCGCACAGGCAAUACAAUGCCUCCCCUGGUGACGCCUCGGACUCUGGCAUUCAACCGGCUCGACGGCAUGCCAUCAGGGCAUCUGCCUCUCCGAGGGCCACCACCGAGCAAUAACACCUCGACUCCAUAUUACCCUACGCAGCCGGACAGAGGCGACUCUUCCCACUCCCCCACGCCCGUCCAGAUGUACUUCCCUCCUCCACCGAAAGCGGUUACGAAAUGA